Molecule: messenger RNA, 2010 nt
Organism: Vanessa tameamea
Lineage: Eukaryota; Metazoa; Arthropoda; Insecta; Lepidoptera; Nymphalidae
Product: carcinine transporter
Exons: 8
Coding region: 86-1993 (635 amino acids)
Biological process (GO): transmembrane transport
Cellular component (GO): membrane
Molecular function (GO): transmembrane transporter activity
Source: RefSeq, a predicted model, not a curated record
ACCAAGGCAGUUACUACAACUACUGAACUGGAAUAGCUCGUUUUAAUAAGUUUUCGCAUUUAUACUAGUAAAUAAACAAAUAACGAUGUCUAAUAAUUUUAAUAAUUCAAGAACGUACAGUGAUAAUUUAGAAAAAUCAUCGGUAAAAGAUACAAGUGACGAUCCCAUAGAUUUGGAUGAUGUUCUCCCAAAAAUUGGUGAAUUUGGAAUAUAUCAGAAGUUUCUGUUGUGGUUCGUGUGCUUGCCUGCUUGUCUACCGUGUGGAUUCUGUGCAUUUAACCAACUCUUUAUGACCGACACGCCUGAUCACUGGUGUAGAGUACCUGAAUUGGAAAAUUUGACUCAAAUAAAUCGUAAAAUUUUAUCAAUUCCUCGUAAGGAAGACGAUAACGCAACUUUCGAAAGAUGUUUAAGAUAUUCAGUUAAUUGGACAGAAUUAUUAAAAAACAAUAAAACACCGAUCGAAGUAAAUGAAAGUUGGCCUGUGGAACCAUGUUUUAAUGGAUAUGAAUAUAAUAAAACAGAAGUGAAAUCCUCAAUUGUAAUUGAUUUUGAUUUAGUUUGCGAGUACGACGUGUAUCCUACCCUUGGAUUAGUGGCUUUAAACGUCGGAGGACCUAUAGGUGUAUAUUCUUUCGGCUUAUUAAAUGACCGUAUAGGACGAAAAAAAUCGUUUUUUGCCUGCUUAUCAACACUCCUACUUGGUAGUGUAAUGACAGCGUAUGCCCAUGAAUAUUGGUUUUGGGUAGUAGCAAGAAUAAUUGUCGGCUUAACUAUACCCGCUGUUUACCAAAUACCAUUCAUCAUUUCCUUAGAACUAGCAGGACCUAAUUACAGAUCGUUUGUUACCGUUAUGACGUGUAUAUUUUAUACUUUGGGUUUAAUUUUACUAUCUGGAGUAACAUACAUAUUACGAGAUUGGAGAUCACUAGCACUAGCUACGUCCGUACCGUUCUUUUUUUAUUAUCUUUACUGGUUUAUUUUACCGGAAUCUCCAAGGUGGUUACUAAUGAGAGGGAGAUUGGAAGAAGCUAAUAAUAUUUUGAAAACGAUAGCUAGAAUUAAUGGCAAAGAAUUACCAGAAGAAUACACGACUAAGCUUCAAAAGCAAGUGCUUGAGCAAAAAGAACACGGAAUGAAAGAAAAAAAAUCGGCUAGUGUUUUUGCUUUAUGCAGAACGCCAAAUAUGAGACUAAAAACUUUUUUAAUUACUCUGAACUGGUGUGCUUCAGAAAUGGUUUACGUAGGUCUCAGUUACUACGGACCUGCUAUUGGAAGCAAUCAAUACAUGAGUUUCUUCCUCUCAUCAGCCGUAGAAAUACCUAGCUAUAUUGUGUGCUGGGUUUUAAUGGAUCGAGUUGGACGUCGAUGGCCACUUUGUUUAUCCAUGGUAAUUAGUGGCAUAUUUUGCAUAGUCACUGUUCUUUUACCAGAAGAUGCCGAAACUGAGACGUUGAUUUUGUUUUUAAUAUCUAAAUGUUUUAUAUCAGCAUCUUUUCUGAUAAUUUACCCUUAUGCGGGUGAACUGUAUCCCACAGAACUAAGAGGUGUUGGAAUCGGUGCAUCCGCUUAUAUUGGCGGACUGGGAUUAAUAAUAAUCCCAUUUAUUAACUAUUUAGGAACCAGUAAUCUAGUAUUACCCUUGGUGCUCAUGGGUGCAGUGUCGGUUGUCGGAGGGAUAACAGCUCUACGCCUGCCAGAAACAUUGCACUGUCCGUUACCUCAAACUGCUGAAGAAGGAGAAGAAUUCGGAAAAGACUGGACUUAUAAGGAUUGUUUCGCUUGUGGAGGUCAAAGGAUCAGUGUAUCAGAAUCGGAUUCGUACGAAAACUUAGAUCAAUUAGAAUUAACUCAGGCCCCGUCGGUGGAAGAUAUACUACCGGACUUGCAACCUGUGCGUCGAAACUCAAUGCGAAAAUUGGUUCGUCAAGCCAGCACGUUGGAAACGCAACGGGAUGUAGACGGAAACUUAAAAAUGACCUAUUGGUUUUAACGUCUCUAAUGUAGUCA